AGUCCUCCUGCACAACUGAGACUAGAUCUGCUUUCAGAUCUCAGCAUCACUGCAUCUGUCAAUGAUCCAAACAUUUACAGGAUCUUUGAUGAUGAAGUAGCCUUUCUGCACAACACAAUAUGUGUGAUUAAUGUGCGGUGCAAUGAUAUAAUUCUCAUGCAUCAUCUCCCAUCUGAGACUUUAGUGCAUGUAUUCUAUUUUCUGGCAGUAAUCAAUCCCCCAUGGAUAUGUGACCUGGGAUGGAUCAAAAUCUCAUAUAUUUGCAGAUACUGGAGAGAAGUUGCUUUGGAGUAUCAGAAACUGUGGUCAAUAAUCAAUCUUGACCUUGGCAAAUCAUGUGUUUUGGAAAUGUCUACAUGUGCAAAAUAA
Molecule: messenger RNA, 369 nt
Organism: Heterobasidion irregulare TC 32-1
Lineage: Eukaryota; Fungi; Basidiomycota; Agaricomycetes; Russulales; Bondarzewiaceae
Exons: 1
Source: RefSeq, a predicted model, not a curated record